Melanaphis sacchari is the source of this 576-nucleotide messenger RNA. It is a transcript of the gene UQCR-Q, whose product is annotated as cytochrome b-c1 complex subunit 8. Gene Ontology annotation, biological process: mitochondrial electron transport, ubiquinol to cytochrome c. The record is from RefSeq and is a predicted model, not a curated record. NCBI's taxonomy places the organism in Eukaryota, Metazoa, Arthropoda, Insecta, Hemiptera, Aphididae. Bases 217 to 468 code for a protein of 83 amino acids. The transcript is spliced from 2 exons.
CGUGACCCAGGACAUCGCGCGGUCAAUUGUACAUGCACUGUUUCAACAAACAGCUGAUUCGACGUUCGACUUUUUCGCGAUAUUAUGAUCAAUGAUAUUGAUAGCAGCUAGCCGUACGACAUACGUCGUCUUGACUUAAUUUUGAGUUUUGAUAUAUUUUCGUUCGUGUUUUGUCACUGUUUUUCACACGUUCCCAAUCCGUACGAAUAAAUCAAUAUGGGUGGAGAUUUAGGAAAUCUUAAAAGUGACAUCCGUGGAGUAAUUACUACCAAAUUGUCUCCAUUUGAGCAAAAAGCAUUCAAAGGAAUUAUUUCUCACGGAGUUCCCAAUUCCAUUAAAAGGGUAGCCUCUAAUUUGCCAUACAUAGUUCCACCAAUGAUUGUUGGUUAUCUCGUCUACGAUUGGGCUGUUCAUGCACAUCAUGAAAGUUUGAGGAAGAAUCCUGCUGACUUUGCCAACGAUAAAUAACUUUUUUUUUAAAUUCUAUUGUAAAAGUUAAUCAUCUUAAAUUGUUAGGUAUAGAAAAAAAUUUAUUUGUCAAUCGUGAUUAUUUAUAAAGCAACAGUAAAAAUGUAA